This is a messenger RNA of Python bivittatus (Burmese python), 1932 nucleotides long. RefSeq names its product interactor of HORMAD1 1 (gene IHO1). Gene Ontology annotation, biological process: DNA recombination; meiotic DNA double-strand break formation; homologous chromosome pairing at meiosis. The record is from RefSeq and is a predicted model, not a curated record. Lineage: Eukaryota; Metazoa; Chordata; Lepidosauria; Squamata; Pythonidae. Gene Ontology annotation, cellular component: condensed nuclear chromosome.
AUGAAUCUGAAUCUUUGGAAUACCAAAGAUAUAUUUAUGACUCCAACAAAAAUGGGGUCCCAUAAAUCAUCUGGCUGGAACAGCGCUCCCAGCGAUCAUAACAGUAUGAGUGAUUCUCAGUUCCUUUUUGGCUCCCAGUUCUGCCCAGAGAAUUCACAGUGUGCAUCAGCCCCAGUUGAACUCAGUAUCCAGCAAAGACAGGACAAGAGUUCACAACAAAAUUCUCAGGAGAACGAACUCAGUAUUUUUGCCAAAUACCAGUCUAAACCACAGCUCUUUGGAAGAGAGGAAAAGGAAAAUGUCUCCCUUAAUAAUCUUGCUGGAAGAUUCAAAGGUGUCUUGGAGCAAUUUGAACAGAAUAAGAAAAAGAUCAAGGAAAAAUAUGAUAAUGAUAUUUUAAAUGCUUUUAUUUUGAACACCAAAGAGAGUCUUCAAAGGUUGCAAUCCUCCUUCAAUAUGUUAGAAGAAACUCUGAAAUCUAUUUUGAAUGAUUUGGGAAAUGUUUCUAAGACAAUGCAAGAAACCUCUCAGUCCCAUUAUGGAUUGUUACUGAAUGCCCUUGGUGAGAAAAAUGAAAUGGGACAGAUAUUACUGGGAAUGGAGAAAAGGCUGCAAGAAAAGGACACAGAAAUCUCAGAUCUGAAGUCCAGCCUUCAGUUACUAAAAGAUAGCCUUGAGCAAUUAACAGUUCAGCAGAACAAGCAGCACAUGAAGCUCUGUGAACAGCUGGACCCCAUGAGGCUUUCCAAAAUCCUGAAUGACUUACAAGCAUUCAUUUCUGCACCCAGAGAACCCCAUCACCUCAAGGACAGUGUUUCCCAGACUUCUCUAGACAUGCUGUUGAACCAAUUAUCUUACAGUUCCCACUUGGAUGUUUUAAACAUCUCUCCUAGAAACAAAGACAUUUCUAAUAAGGCUGCCUCAGAAAGUAAAGAAAAUUUCCACACAGAGCAGAGAAGCCAUAUUCUAGCCCGAGGCCCAAAUGCUGACAAAAUGCUUUGCACCUGUUGCUCCAACGUUACUCUCCUUGCAAAAAGCCGAGAGAGAAACUGGUUACUGAGUCAAGAGCCCAAUGAAGCUACUCCAGUGAGGAAAGUGAUCCAGAGAAACAACCAAGCAAAAGGAUACAGUGGAACAAAACAUUCACAGCUAAGCCAUCCUCAAAUGGAAAAUGUGCUCGUGCGAAAUCAUGCAGAUGGCGGGAACAGCGAGAAACUAGUCACAGGCAAGAAGAUGAAUAGUAAAGGUAUAGGAAACAGAGUUAGACAGGGAAAGCCAAGAUUGUGCAGCCAGAGGAAAAGAAUGUAUUCUGCCAGGAAAGAAAAUGGUUUGAAAUAUACUAGAGAAAACAAGAAACAAGAAGCAACAGGAAAAGGGUAUUCCAAUGCAGAAUACUCACAUAGGGAAAUGAGGGAAUCUGAUAGUAUUAGCUGGAGGCCUCUGAUCGUGAGUGAGAAAAAGAUAGGUAAGGUCCAAGAGAGAAAGGCAAAGAAAUCCAAGCUCGUGCUCCUCUCCCAUGAGAACAAACAGCCCGUGCCCAGUCUCCACGAGAGGACUGGUGCUAGAAAGAGGGAAGUUUCCAAGGGCAACCAUUGCUUCUGCUCCUCUCCAGAAAGUUCCUUUCCCCAAACCCAGAUAAAGUGGCUGGAUCUUUUUGAUAAUUACCCCCUGAGUCCACUCCCCAAGAAUGCCACAGCCUGUUGCCAAUUGUUUUUUGAUAGUGAGUAUUCUGAUUAAAAGUGGCCUGUAUGUAUUACCUGCUAUGGAAUUGUCCUUGUAAAACGUUACCAAAAAAUUCCCUUUGUAUAUUGUAAAUAGUAAUUCUAACAUCCUCCUGGAUCUCCCACUACCACCACCACUGAAGAGUUGUUUUAUGUUGUGGCAUUUGAGAUAUUCUGUAUUGAAGUAGAAAAAUAGAGCAUAUAUCAUUUA